Molecule: messenger RNA, 3878 nt
Organism: Mugil cephalus (flathead mullet)
Lineage: Eukaryota; Metazoa; Chordata; Actinopteri; Mugiliformes; Mugilidae
Gene: bard1
Product: BRCA1 associated RING domain 1
Exons: 11
Coding region: 124-2577 (817 amino acids)
Molecular function (GO): protein binding
Source: RefSeq, a predicted model, not a curated record
UUGGCGGGAGAUGCAAGAAGUCAGGAAGUGAGCUCUAGCAGACUUGUUGUUGUGUAGUUUUGUCGACGCAAACACGACGUUAUAACAGAGGAGCAAGGAUACGCACAAACAACAUUUCUAAGAAUGGGUGACAAUAACCCUGUGCAGACAAAGGACUGGGAGAACACUAAAGAGGCGGUUGCAAACUUCCGACAACUGCUACUUUGUUCCAAAUGCUCCAAUUUAAUGAAGGAGCCCGUGUGCCUUGGAAUGUGUGAACAUAUGCUGUGCAGGGCCUGCGCUGGCUCUCAGGCAGGAGAUGGCUGCGUGGUGUGUCACAGCCCUGCGUGGGUGAAGGACAUCCAAAUCAACAGGCAGCUCAGUAGCAUCAUACAUCUCUUCAGUGGUUUGGAGUCCUUGCUCGGUCUCAUAAAACAACCAGAUCCCUCUGUCACAGAGACUGAAACACAGCCUCAGAGUCCUAUCUUGAAACACAAGAAGAACUUCAAGAUAUGGUUCAGUCCCCGCAGCCGCAAGGUACGCUGCGCUGCGAGUCCUUCAGACGGCACUGUACCGUCAACCGGGUCUUCGGGAAAAACAGCUGAGACACAGCAAGGCACCCUUCCAGCACAACACCAGGACCUGUCAAUUUUCAAUUUUGCCUCGUCCUCCCAAGAUUCUGGCUCUCCGUCUCAGAAAUGCAGCAAUGAAAAUGGAAACAGAAAGAAGAAGGCAACUAAGAAAAUUGCUUGCAACAGGAGGGGCGUGGCGCAAGGAGCCGCUAGGAACACACGUAAACAGACCAAGCAAAAUAUAAAGAACAAGAGGCUUCAAGCCAUAAACCAGCAAUGGGGCAUUGCAGAGGAGGAACAAGCCUCAUCGGAGACGGAGCAGCCUUGUGCUGACGGGGCAAGAAGGUCCAGUAAAAGGGUUUCUUUCCUAAGCCCUACUGUCACGUCUGACGAGCCUCAACCCAAAAUGCCACAGGGGAGUGCUAAUGAACUGAGUCCUGCCAGGAGCACAAUGAGAGAGAGUCUCUCAGGAGGCAGCAUCACUGUUCAGAAUGACCAAACUCAGCCCAGUCAGAGCAUAUCCAACAGUGUUGUUCAGCAUGACAAACUGUCUGCAAGUGACCCCAACCCAAGUGACAGCCCCAGAAAAAUACAGGACAACAUUUCUUCCCCAGAGCAUUCCUCAAAAAGAUCCAGAGAGGGGGAGAAAAACUGCACCUUGGAAAGCACACCGAAAAGACCAAGGGCAUCUCCUGGUCGAAAGAGAAAAAUUUAUGGUCAGAUGUCCCCAGCUGUACUUAACCCUCCCUCUUUGACCAGCCCCAGGUGUAACAAGAUCCGCAAAAACUCCAGAGAAGAGGAAGGACUGAGCCCCUCUCUCCGUGCCGUUGCAUCACCAGAAAGCCGCAGAAGCUCCCCCUCUACUCCCGGUGCAUCUGUUGGGCGCUCCAGCCCAGGAACUCCUGCAGUUAAGAAGAGAAACCACAAGGGAGAGACCCUACUGCAUCUAGCUGCAAUAAAGGGAGAUGCAGAGGCUGUCAAAGAGCUGUUGGACGAAGGGGCAGACCCGAACCUGAAGGACAACGCUGGGUGGACACCUCUGCAUGAGGCAUGUAACCUGGGUCACCUGGCUGUUGUGGAAGUGUUGGUCUCGAGGGGAGCCCUGUUGAACACGCCUGGCUAUGAAAACGACUCUCCACUUCAUGAUGCUGUGAGGAAUGGACACUCAGCCAUCGUAAAACUGCUACUGAAGCUCGGCGCUUCACAGAACGUACUUAAUCUGUUUGGAAAGCGGCCUGCAGAUUAUGCAGUGAGCGCGGAGAUGCUGGAGAUUUUCCGAGAAGCGUCAGAAGGAGCUCAAAAUGCUGAUUCUCAUCCAUCUCAUAGCCCCUCAGCUAGGCUCUCUGUGUCUCAGGUUAGUGACUGUGUGAGGAGGGAUCAGGUCGUGGUGUUUCUGUCCACCAAGCUGUCGCGACCACAGCAGCGUCAACUGGCCAAGCUGGGGGGGCUACUGGGAGGAAGAAUGGCGGCCACCUUUUCUGGUGCAGUGAGCCAUGUUGUGGUGCCAGAAGGACAAAUGCCCACCACCUACUCUACCCUCCUGGGUGUCCUCGCUGGCUGCUGGGUUGUCAGAUACAGCUGGGUGGAGGCAUGUCUGCAGGCGGGGAAGUGGGUGCCUGAAGCUGAGCAUGAAGCGGGAGAAGGCCCCCAGCGCAGUCGCAUCAACAGAUGGAGCUUGCUUCCACCGCUCUUCGAUGGCUGCUUCUUCUUCCUCCUCGGCUCCUUCAAGGCACCGACAAAAGACGAGCUCGCCAAGCUGCUGCGCGAAGGAGGAGGUCAACUCCUGAGCCGGCAGCCCAAGCCAGACAGCGACGUGACGCAAACCCUGAGUGCAGCGGCCUACCACGCCCUGCAAGGCUCUGACCAGGCCCUCUGCACGCAGUACAUCAUCUUUGACCCCCAGGGGGCUUACAAGCCUGCUGUGGUCAGACGAGGUAAGGUGUGGUCAGCUCCUUCCACCUGGCUCAUCGACUGCAUCGCGGCCUUCUCCCUUCUCCCUGUGCCGGACCCCCACGUUUCAGCCUAACUGUUUCUUUUUUUUCCCUAUAUUGAACAAUAAUUUUGCAUCAAGAGUUCACUUACCCCGAAGCGUGGUGAUAAUGGGCUUUUAAAUCUCUGGGGAUUAAGAUGAUUGUUAACAGAAAUCACAUGGAAAAAAAUAAAACAAUAAUGUCGUUCGGUUUUAAUGCUCUGUGCUUAAAGUCUGAAAUGAAAGUGGCAAUCCACACGCCUGCUGUUUGUUUGUGUACAGCAACAAUCAUUAGUUGAUUUCUCCAAGGGAUCGCAAGAUAUUAUGACAUGAUUAACUGUACAAGAAAGCAGAGGAAAUAAAGUCUUUCUCCACGUAUUUGUGUUUUUAUCAUGGGACACUUUUUUUUUCUGAACGCUGCUGUUUUGUUUAGGCAUUUAUAAUCCAAACACUCAAUCAUUUGAAGUUUAGAAGGCACAUGUAGGAGCCAAUAAUUAGGAGAAACCUACUUGGAUUCUAAAAUAAAGUACAUAGCUUCCAGUUCUACAGGUUCCUUCAUUUUACGUAGGCUGAAGUUUUCCCCUUCAUUGCAGGUUAAAGAACUUCAUACAUCCGUUCAUUCUCUGCCACUUCCCCAAAUUAGGGUCAAGUUAGCUUCAGGCUAAGUACAAUUUCCACUCUUACCCCAUUGAUGUCUUUCAGUUCUUCCUAGGGAAACUCGCAGCAUUUCCAAGAGAAUUUGUAUCGUAUAAAAUCCAUCCAACUUUUUCUGGGUCACCAUUGAGUUUAACUUGCCCGGAAAACAUCCACAGGGAGAUCGUGAGGAAUAAUUCUAAUGAGACGCCCCAAACCACUUUAACCGACUGACCUUUUAAUGCGAAGGAACAGCCCUUCCACUCCAGAUUCCCACCCAACUCACGCUGCAAACGAAACCGACGACUGUCGGUGAUGGUCGGAAGUUUGAUUGACUUAAAUUAGAUUGAAUUGGACGGUAAUUUUCUCCCACUCAAAACAAAAUUCGUCAGCAACCUCCCGUCCGUUGGUCGUCCACUUAUUUUGUGCACUUUCAUCUGUUGAUCCAAAUUUCUAGUUCGUUUUGGAGUUUGAUUCCGUGUCAUGUGUUCGUCACAGUGACAUCAAAUUGCUGUGCGCUGCAGUGUCUGCUGAGCUGCUUUGGAGUGAAAUUACAGUCCACGAAAUGCAUGAGUUUACAGGAAAAGAUAAUUACCUAAAUGAGAAUGUCUGUUUGAUACCAACAGAGACAGUGGGCCCCCCGAAAAAGACUGAUGGAAAUUCAAUAUUAAGUGUAGAAUAGGAAAACAACACAAUUAAUUGUUGCUUCACAGCGCUGGCACUUG